This is a messenger RNA of Hippoglossus stenolepis (Pacific halibut), 876 nucleotides long. RefSeq lists its product as uncharacterized. Bases 78 to 692 code for a protein of 204 amino acids. Gene Ontology annotation, biological process: endosome to lysosome transport; phagosome-lysosome fusion. Gene Ontology annotation, cellular component: late endosome; phagocytic vesicle; lysosome. Lineage: Eukaryota; Metazoa; Chordata; Actinopteri; Pleuronectiformes; Pleuronectidae. Gene Ontology annotation, molecular function: GTPase activity; GTP binding. The transcript has 5 exons. The record is from RefSeq and is a predicted model, not a curated record.
CAAUCGAAAGUGAAAAUCCCGAGCAGCACUUGAAGGACUCGCCAGCAGCUGGAGCUCCGGUGGAAACGAACGUGAACAUGAGCGAAGGGAAAGCGGGUGUAACUGUGAAAGUGGUCCUCAUAGGAAACUCUGGGGUGGGUAAAUCCUCCUUCACGAACAGAUAUGUGAAUCACCGCUUCACCAACAUGUACCGGGCCACAAUAGGAACUGACUUCCUCUCUAAGACGGUGAACAUAGAUGGAGCCACAGUCACUCUGCAGCUGUGGGACACAGCCGGAACAGAGAGGUUCCAGUCUCUGGGUACACCUCUGUACAGAGGAGCUCACUGCUGCAUGCUGGUCUUCGAUGUCACGUCCAAAGCCAGUUUCUCUGCCCUGGAGCUUUGGAGGAAGGAGUUCCUGUUCCAGGCCGAGCCCCAGGACCCAGCUGACUUCCCUUUUAUUGUUAUGGGCAACAAGAGUGACCUGGGUGACCGGGAGGUGUCUUGCAGGAUGGCUAAGCAGUGGUGUGAAGAAAUCGGAGCAAACUACUUUGAAGGGAGCGCCAAAGAAGAUGUGGGUGUAGAGAAGCCGUUUUUGAGAGCGGCUCAGAUCGGACUACAACAGUACAAAAAACACACAUUGGAAAAUACAGGACAUUUCCAGAUAACCUGCAAACAGCCGACAGAAACUCGCAACACCUGUGAGUGCUGAGAGCAGCACUCGUCCCCGCGUGGGAGGGAAAGUUCAGAGAGACCUCGGCACUGCUGAUGAUGACCUAUCUAACGAGGGUGCAAAAAUAGUGACCCAGCAAAGGUACUGUGGAAGGAAAGGACACAAUUGUAUACCACAUGGAGAGAGGAACAAACUCAUUAAAUGUUUUUUCUUUUUUUGAGAA